AUGGGCGACGAUGGGAGGAAGAUCGUGCUCGAGGCGGCGCUCGAGGCCGCACCUCGCAUUCUCGUUGUCGCCAAGACGAAGCGGCGUCUUAAGCAGCAGAACUCGCCCAAGAAGGCUUCGCCAGCAACCGACGAAGCAGAGUCGCCGGGGCACGGCCAGCUGCAGGUGAUCCAAGCGGCGAAUGGCGAGUUCUCGUUGCGGUUCGUCGACGUCGUCGUGCACAACCGACGUCGUCAAAACCUCUACGUCCUCCUCUGCACGACGCAUGUGACCAAGUUUACAAAAGCGUUCAUCACGAGCUUCGAAGGCUCCAGCGAACGCUUGCUCUUGGACGAAGGUCCUGACGGUCAACUCAAGGGCGCUCACGUCCCGCGCACGUUUGAACAGCGGAUGCGCGUAUUUGACCCGCGCCGAUACAAGGCGAUCGUCAUCUGCAAGCCGGCGACGGCCAAGCCGCCGAGCGUAGCACCCGACAUCCACCUUUUCGCUAACCUUGUGCCGUACGCGCACAUAACUGCCGAGAGCGCGGCGCAGCUUCAGGCCAAAGCCGACGCCAUCGCUAGUAUCAUUGUAUCGACGCCGAUCAGCGCCAACUUUGCCAACGACGACUGGACAAUCGAUGCGCUAGCGUCAAACGCCCGGGAGCUUUUUCACAUGUUCGACCGUGACCGGUCCGGUGCUAUCGACUUUAGCGGCGAUGCUUUCGUUUGUAAGAUCCAGCUGCUCGAGCCACAGGCCCGCCGGUUCUUUGCGUUGUGUGACGAAGGCAAGAGCGGCUUUAUUGACGAGCAGGAGUUUGUCGCUGCGCUGUACAUGACCAACUACCUUCGUGCGCGCAAAGCAACGCCGCACUUGACGCCUGCAGAUGCCUUCGCACUCUUUGAUGAGGACCGCGACGGGCUGCUCAACUUUCUUGAGUACGAACAAGCGAUCAGGUCCCUCGGUGUCGCCCCGCCGAAAACCAAGCUCUACGCGCAUUUUCCAAUGCAAGCGCGGCUCAUAGCGUUUCCAGAUUUUCAAGCGGUGUGGACGGAGCUCAUUUCGGUCGAGGCAGAGCUAGUGAAGCGGCAAAUUCCGCUGCCACCCCACUUACCGCGCUGGCAACUCAAGAAGCGGAAAAUUGCGCUGCAAGAGUGCCUCGUCACAGCUCUGAACGCGCAGGCAAAAGAGGAAGUCGAAAUGGCCAGGGAAGCACGAAGCAUUGUCCUCGACGUCGAGCGCAAACGACAAUUGGCCAAGCAAGGUCAGAGCCGCGCAGCGCUGCAUCUCAAGCGCCAGGAAGAGUUGCACAUGAAGACAGAAGAGGCAGUGCGCGAACGCGACGAGAUGCUGCAGCGGAGACGGGACAGAAGCGCCAAGGCCAAAAUGGCACAGGAAGAACGCCGGCUGCUGCGCGUGGUUGCGGACGAGACGGAGCGCCGAAAGCAAGCGCUAUUGGCCGUCAAAACCCAGGCGCUCGUGCGGCGCCGAGACGAAGCAGGUCAACGCCGGGCGGAGCGUGGCGACGACGCGAUCGAGUGGUCGCACCGCCAGCUUACCGAGGUGCCCGCCGACGUGUACCACGGCAAGGCCAACCUCACGGACCUCUCGCUCCUCGUGCUCGUGAACCUCGCGUGUAAUGCGCUCACGACCCUUCCAGCCAACUUUGUCUAUCACUUGGGUCUUGUCCAGAAACUUGACGUGUCUCAGAAUCAACUGACGGCGCUUCCGGAAACUAUCGGCGAAAUGACCGAGCUUCGUAUUCUAAACGUCCGUAGCAACAAACUCACAGCGCUGCCCGACACAAUCUCAAAGCUUGCGCGGCUCGAAAUUCUCGACAUUUCGGGCAACCGACUAUCCCACUUGAACCUUCCAACGCUCUGCGACCUGAUCGCACUCCACGUGCUGUACGCCGCCGACAAUACGAUCGAGCUCCUCCCGCAGCAUUUUGGCGACCUCCCGGCACUACAAGUGCUCGACAUUGUCGGCAACCCUAUCUCGCGCCUCCCCUCGUCGUUUGCACAGCUCCAAAAACUACGUCACGUGGAUCUCUCCUCCUGUGGACUGCGGUACAUCAGCAAUGAGUUUGGACCCCACCCUCAAUGUGUGCUGCUCAAUUUAUCGUGGAACGGUCUCGACCAUCUUCCGGCAUCAGUCAUCGGGCUCGUGUCCGUGCAAGAGCUUCGCGUCUCUUCCAACAACCUCUUAUCGCUGCCCGACGCUGUGAGAGGCUGGACGUCGCUCGUGGCGUUCUAUGCCGAUCACAACCGACUGCGCUUAUUGCCUGACGAGCUCGGUCAGUGGCGUCAACUCGAGGUUCUCGACUUGAGUCACAACAACAUUAUAUCACUGCCGACAACCAUUGGGUGCCUUGCCAAGCUGCACACACUUCGCAUCCGCAACAACCGGCUAUCGUCUCUCCCGCUCGAGUUGGGCGCACUCCGGAGCUUGUGCCACCUAAACCUGGCCCGCAAUGGUCUUCGGGAGCUGCCCGUGCACGUGGGGUACUGCCACGCACUUUUAACCAUUGACGUGAGUGAGAACGACCUCGAGACGCUCCCAGAGAGCGUCGGUAUGUGGAUGGCCCUCGAGUCGUGUGUACUGAGCCGCAAUCGACUGCGAUCGCCGCUGCCAGACACGAUCGCCGACUGGGGGGCCCUCAAGUACCUGGAUCUCUCGCAUAACGCGCUUGCCCAUGUCGACGCGGUGCUCUGCACGUUGCCCGUCGUCGAAUGUCUCUUUCUCGGUGGCAACGAGCUGCAGUACCUUCCCGCCGAGGUGGCGCAGCUCACGAGUCUCCUGACGCUCGACGUGCACAACAAUCGACUUCGCGCAUUGCCCGUCGAGCUGAGUGCGCUGCUACCGACGCUCGAGGUGCUGCACGUCGCACAGAACCCGCUGUCGGCUCUGCCGGAGAAAUGGUGCAGUCGGUGGCGGCUACAGGACGCGUACAGCGCGAGCUUUGCACACGGGUACUCGCCGGCCGAGGCCCUCGAGUGGGUCGCGGACCACGCCGUCUUCUAUCCGUCUGUACUCCGCAUUUGGCACGAGCAUAGCGCGGCGAUUCUGGAUCACGGCUUCUCAGUCACUGCGUUUGUCAGUGCAGUGCAAGACGAUGUUGGUGCGCCAUGGCAGCUGCGGUUCGCCAAGCCGGUCAAAGCUGCUUUCUUCGAGUUCAAGUACCUCGGGCACCCUGUCCUCGUCGAUGACGUCCCGGAGAAUGUCAGGAAGGAGGAAGCGGUUCAAGAGGAGCGGCUUGAAGAGCAGCGCAUCGAGCGCGGCGUCGCGGCGCGGUUGACCGAUGAAGCGCACCGCGCCGACGUGGCGGCCAAGUACUCUGUGGACAUGGCAGCGGCUUUGGACAAAAGUCGCCGCCGCCGCGACGCCUACGAGCGCAGGCUUCUAUACGAAGAGCAUGUCCAAGCCGCCGCGCUGCAGACGCUCGUGCGCGAGAAGAUCGUCACGGCCAACGGGCUCGAAGCAACGUCGCGUGCGAGAAAGCGCGCUGUGUUUGCGUCCGAAAUGGUUCAGAAGGCUCUAGACCAGGAAAAAGCCCUUGGUCGCGCAUAUACACAGCCGCGGGCGCAAGCCAAGUGGGCCGUGUACCAUCGGAUGGGCCAGUUCUUCCCUGAUGAUGAUGGCGACGACGACGACAUUGAGGUCCUCGACGCGCGCGUCGAAACCGACGACCCGUCUUAA
Messenger RNA from Saprolegnia parasitica CBS 223.65, 3678 nucleotides. RefSeq lists its product as hypothetical. Bases 1 to 3678 code for a protein of 1225 amino acids. The transcript has 9 exons. The record is from RefSeq and is a predicted model, not a curated record. Lineage: Eukaryota; Oomycota; Saprolegniomycetes; Saprolegniales; Saprolegniaceae. Gene Ontology annotation, molecular function: calcium ion binding; protein binding.